AUGGAACAAGCUUCAGUAUCGCCAGUAUCUAACUAUUUCCAUGAGUUCGAUCCUCUUAAGUGGUCGCUUAUUGACUUUUUGAAUUGGAGAUUAGAAGCCUCGGAUUUUUUAAUCCAAGACAAAGAGCACGGUACGUUCAGAUAUUCUGUCGAGAAAAUUGCAAAUGGUUGGGAGGAUGAAAUUUGUGUGCAAAAGGCACAAGAGAUACUCGAUAAUUGGACGGUGGGUAUUUUUUAUGUUUCAUUAGCUCAUUUGACGGGCCAUGUGUCCUUGAGUCACCUGGUGUUGGGCCUUGAGCUCGUUGCAAGCAUUAAAUGUUCUUCGGAAGUUACAAAGUUCUGGAAUGAUCGCAAUAUUCAAGAUCUACGUGAAAAAAUACAGCAAGUUCAGACUCAUAAUGAACUGAAAUUAUUUCAAAUUGAAUCUGAAGACUUAAAUUAUGCUCUUGACCGAAGUAAAAACUUUAAUUUCAAUGCACUUGAAAAUAGAAGAAAGACUGUGUUGGAAAAGGACAUGUCGUCAUCAUCAUCAGGAGUACCAUCAUCGCACAGUUCGUGUUCAUCAACAUCUGGUCCGUCUGCCAAACCUCAUCGUAAAGAAAGUAAUAAAAUAUUUAUAGAUAUCGAAAAGCCUCAUAAAAUUCUCUACUCAUGGAAAGACGCGAUUGGUAAUAUUGAUUUUAGAGAAGUUUCUAAAAAGGAUUGGAUUUUCGAAAACUACAACCUCUCCAAUGAGUUUCGAAAUUUCCAACAACUAACAAUCAAACAGGUCGAGGAAAACCCGUAUUUAUGCUAUAAAGAGGACAUUAAUAAAAUACUAUGCUUGUCAAAUAUAAUGCUGGUUGAACAAAAAAAACCAUCGUAUUUGACUUGCGAUCAGGCGAUUUGGAACACAAUUUGUCGAAGACAAACAUCUCCGGUUCUGUCAUUAGUAAUUAUGAAUGUAAUUCAAGAAUAUUCUUCGUUGUUAAAUUGUUUCGCAUCACUAGACGAAAUUGAAGAUAGCUGGUGUGCAAAUUUCGCAAAAGUCACAGAGUUAAAUAAAGAGGAUAGGGCGAAUUUUUGCAAAUGCCAAAUUAUUUUACGAAACUUUUUCCUGCUAGGUUCUAUUAAUAAAGAUAACGAAGAUACUUUUGUACACAGCACUUUACAUGACUUAAUAAAUGAGGUGUUUCGUGACCCAUUGUUGGAAUUAGUAUGGGCAAAUAGCGAGAGUACUGCAUCGAAAAGGCAACGUUCCAAUGAUAAGGAAAACACAGUCAAAGGUAACAAACCCGAUUUUAAGAUUCUGAACAAUGCUAGAGAUGAAAUUCUCUUUGGUGAAGUAAAACCAAAGGACUCAUCAUCUGUAUUGGUGAAAAAAGAUUUCAUCAAACUCGGCGACUUCCAAGUGGUUACUUUGAACGAAAUAAUCAAGAAAUACGGAAAUAAGAAUGGCUUGAUUUCUUUUGGCAUAUGGGUUACUGGUGCGCGUAUUCGUUUUUACGAAAUGGAUUUGAAUUAUGACGGUAUAUAUAGGAUGAUCUUAGUUGCAAAUGUAGUUAUCCCGACGGAACGGGCACAAUUCUUAAACUUGGUGACAGUUUUAGAAGCAUUUUUUAAUAUCAAA
This is a messenger RNA of Funneliformis mosseae, 1608 nucleotides long. The record is from the annotation of a GenBank genome assembly. Lineage: Eukaryota; Fungi; Glomeromycota; Glomeromycetes; Glomerales; Glomeraceae.